Molecule: messenger RNA, 3787 nt
Organism: Notolabrus celidotus (New Zealand spotty)
Lineage: Eukaryota; Metazoa; Chordata; Actinopteri; Labriformes; Labridae
Gene: snx14
Product: sorting nexin 14
Exons: 30
Coding region: 690-3629 (979 amino acids)
Biological process (GO): autophagosome maturation
Cellular component (GO): late endosome
Molecular function (GO): phosphatidylinositol-3,5-bisphosphate binding
Source: RefSeq, a predicted model, not a curated record
UACUGGAAAACUGGUCAACUGUUUUCCAGGACGCAUGGAAACCCUGAAUAUAUUUAGUUCAUGGAGUCGUUUUUACGCAAAGGGAAUUAACAGUGAUGCUCAUGUUAAUUCACUUGGGGGGUCGCAAAUGUUAUUUUGAAAAGGAAAUAGGACACGAGAGAAGAACCCACAACAACAUGGAGCUCGUCUAUUCCUUCUUCAGCUAGGCUCUUCCCUCAUUAAUAAGGGGAGCGUCCAGAAACAGCCCCCUCGUUGAUCUGAGGACUACAGAAGCUAGUAUGUUACAUGCUGCUGCUGCUGCUGCUGGAAGCGCAGCAGCGGAGGUGACAUCAUGCGUCUCCAGCGCCUACGGACCAGACAGCGACCGCUUCCCCUCAUUGGAUCCGAAAUGACAGCCAGAGCCGCGCAGCCAUUAAGCCGAGCGGUGUCCGAGUGUACAGACAGCAUGCACACACAAACGAUGCUGCGUAAUUACCUCUAAUCCGACUGUGGUUUACAGCUGUGCACGGCACAUCGUCUCUUUUACUCUAAUCCUACUAACACGCAGCCUUCCUAUUUUUUUUUUUUUUUUUUGCAAAAUCAUGAUGGUGUCGCUACUGGACUACAGAGAGAAAUGGCCCAUAACAUCCACCGUACAUUAACAUCAUAUUUAGCAGGCUACAUGUAAAGAGGCUGUCAAAGCUACCAAGAUGGGAUGCAUCACGGCUUUCCUGAAGAAAAUAAGACACAGGGUGAAGCUGGAGCGGUUCAGAGAGCUGGGACGACAGUACCCAGUCUUCUGCUUUCUGCUGCUGGUCCUGCUGCUGUCCACUUUGCUUCUAAACAGAUAUAUUCAUAUCAUGAUGGUGUUUUGGUCCUUCCUGGCCGGAGUCAUCACUUUCUACUGCUCCUUGGGGCCUGAGUCUCUGCUGCCUAACGUCUUAGCAUCCAUCAAACCAAAGACAAAGACAUACCAACAGGAGCUGUUUCCACUGGGCCACAGCUGUGCCAUCUGUGGGAAUAUCAAGUGCAAAAGGCACAGACCCACUUUAUUACUGGAAAACUAUCAACCAUGGCUUGAUCUGAAAGUUCCCUCUAAGGUGGACGCUUCCCUUUCAGAGAUUCUGGAGCUGGUUUUGGAAAAUUUUGUUUAUCCAUGGUACAGAGACAUCACUGAUGAUGAGGCGUUUGUUGAUGAGCUGAGAGUGACGUUGCGUUUCUUUGCAGCAGUGUUGGUCCGACGAACACAGAAGGUGGACGUGGCUUCACUAAUCACACAGAAGCUUCUUAAAGUGUCCAUGAAGCACAUUGAAAUAAUUAGCAAAGCGAGACAGAAAGUGAAGAACGCAGAGUUUCUCCAACAAGCUGCUCUGGAUGAAUACGGUCCUGACCUGCAUGUGGCCAUUCGCAGUCGCAGAGAUGAGCUCCUCUAUCUUAGGAAGCUGACUGAGAUGCUUUUCCCCUACAUCCUACCACCUAAGGCUACAGACUGCAGAUCUCUUACUCUCCUCAUAAGAGAAGUCUUGGCUGGUUCUGUCUUCCUUCCUUCAUUGGACUACUUGGCUGAUCCUGACACAGUGAAUCAUUUACUGUUGAUAUUCAUCGACAACUCCCCUCCUGAAGUAGCCACAGAGCCCUCUUCAACACUGGUUCCUUUUCUGCAAAAGUACUCUGAUAUUCGCAGCAAAAAGGCAUCUGUGCUGAAGCUGGAGCUGAAAGAAAUCAGGGAACAACAAGACCUUCUCUUCCGUUUUAUGAACUUCCUGAAGCAAGAAGGGGCUGUUCAUGUGCUCCAGUUCUGCCUCGCAGUUGAGGAAUUCAACGACAGGAUACUGUGUCCAGAGCUGUCCGACUCCGAGAAGAUACAGCUUCAUGAGGAGGUGAAGAAGAUCUAUGAGACCUACUGUUUGGAUGAGAGUGUUGAUAAGAUCCGCUUCGACCCCUUCAUAGUGGAAGAAAUACGCAACAUUGCAGAGGGUCCGUAUGCAGAUGUGGUGAAACUGCAGACUAUGAGGUGUUUGUUUGAAGCCUACGAACACGUCCUGUCGCUCCUGGAAAAUGUCUUCACUCCCAUGUUUUGUCACAGUGACGAGUAUUUCCGCCAGCUAUUAAGAGGGGCUGAGUCCCCUGCCAGGAACUCCAAGAUGAGCAGUUCCUGGGACUGGAGCCCUGAGUCCCCGUCCUCACUGUUCACCGCCUCUGGCAGCUCUUCACCUGCAUCCUUUAACUCCCUUCAUGCCCAGUCCACGUUCACAGCCUUACCAUAUGGCUCGCUAUCCCACCGCCACCCAUCACCCAAGAACACGUCAAAGAGGGGCGAGUCCUUUGGGAUCAGCCGCAUUGGCAGCAAGAUCAAAGGAGUGUUCAAGAGCACAACCAUGGAGGGGGCCAUGCUGCCAUCCUACGGGCUGGUAGAAGGAGAAGACGAUAUGGUGGAGGAAGCCAUGAUGGUGCUGGAGGACGACUCCCCCAUGGAGGCAGCCUCCACCCCCAGUACACCCCGAAACCUCUCAGCAUGGAACAUUACCAUCCCGUACAUUGAUUUUUAUGACGAUGAUGUGAAGAGGGAGAGGAUUCCUGUGUUCUGUAUUGAUGUAGAGCGCAAUGACCGGAAAGCAGUGGGACAUGAGACUGAGCACUGGUCUGUGUACAGAAGAUAUCUGGAGUUUUAUGUCCUUGAAUCAAAGCUCACUGAGUUUCAUGGCUCAUUUCCAGAUGCACAGUUGCCUUCCAAGAGAAUCAUUGGUCCCAAGAAUUACGAGUUCCUCACAUCCAAACGGGAGGAGUUCCAGGAAUACCUUCAGAAACUCCUGCAGCAUCCAGAGCUCAGCAACAGCCAGCUGCUUGCCGAUUUCCUGUCUCCUCACAGUAUGGAGUCUCAGUUCCUGGACAAGAUGUUACCUGACGUGAACCUGGGGAAAAUGAUCAAGUCAGUCCCUAGCAAGCUGAUAAAAGAGAAAGGGCAGCAUCUAGAGCCUUUCAUUCAGUCCUUCUUCAACUCCUGUGAGUCUCCGAAACCCAAACCCAGCCGGCCUGAGCUCACUAUCCUGAGCCCCACCUCAGAGAACGAUAAAAAGCUCUUCAAUGAUCUCUUCAAGAAUAAUGCCAACCGCUCUGAGCUCACUGAGAAGAGGCACAACCAGAAUUACUUCAUGGAGAUGAUCACUGUUGAAGGGGUGUAUGACUACCUAAUGUUUGUGGCCCGAGCUAUCUUCCACAUCCCUGACUGGCUGCACCACCUUCUAAUGACCGGCCGGAUCCUGUUAAAGAACACACUGGAAGCUUACAUAGAUUAUUACCUUCGGUACAAACUACACCAGGUGGUCCAGGAGCACAGACUCGUCUCUCUCAUCACGCUGCUUAGAGACUCAGUGUUUUGUGAGAGUAGUCAGCCCCGCUCGGCCCAGGACAAGAGGAGAGCAAAGAAGACAUUUGAGGAGAUGAUGAGAUAUAUCCCAGAUUUCUUGGGGAAAUGUAUCGGAGAAGAGGUGAGGUAUGAAGGAAUACAGCUCCUCUUUGAUGGACUACAACAGCCAGUUCUUAACAAACAGCUGACAUAUGUGCUGUUGGACAUAACCAUUCAAGAGCUUUUCCCUGAGCUGAACAAGCAGGCACCCAAGGAGGCCUCUGUGAUGGCUCCUUGGAUGUAGUACUCAAGUGGACAAUGUUGGAGGCAUGAAUGCAAGAGACUUUUGCUGACCAUAAAAUGUAGCUCACAGUAUCUGAUCUGGGUGAAACACAGGGGAAUCAUGAAGCUUCUCCUGCUGUAUGUAAACUUACUUUGUGUAAUAAAUUAUCUAAAUACAGA